ACUUGUCGCGCAUGCGCAGUGACGGACCCGGAAGCCCAGCCGUGCGGACUGCAUUUUCAGAGAAACUGUAGAUUAAAAAAGAUUUUUAAAAAAGAUGCAGCUUCACUUUAAUAAAGAUGUUCUGCCGGAUUCUGUGAGCAGCGACUUCCAGAACCUGAACAAACUGAACGAGCAGCAGUUCCAUCGUCUGGUUGAGAUUCUGUUCCGCUUCCUGCUGGAACCCAAAGAGACGGAGCGGUUCAUGCAGCAGCUCUCUGAGUUUGCAGCAGAACAUGGGAUGAGUUCUGGACCUCUGAGGAACCUGAUGAAGAGCGUCCUGCUGGUACCACAGGGAGCCCUGAAGAAAAACCUGACAGCCGAGCAGAUCAGAGAAGACCUCCUGACUUUAGGACUCAAUGACGACAAGGCGGCUCAUUUUUCACAGCAGUGGGCCGAACACCAGGCCGCUCUGUGCCGCCUGGCUCUGGGUCAGACUCUCAUGAUCAACCAGCUGGUGGACAUGGAGUGGAAGUUUGGAGUGACGGUUGGAACCAGUGAAAUCCAGAAAGUGGGAAACAUUUUCCUGCAGCUGAAGCUUGUGGUCAGAAAGGGGAAUUCCACUGAAAACGUCUUCAUGGAACUGACGCUGCCUCAGUUUUAUAACUUCCUGCAUGAGAUGGAGCGAGCCAAGGCCAGCAUGGACUGUUUCAGCUGACUGUGUUCUGUGUAUUAAAUCAUUUUAUGAGAGUAUGUGUGUGACUGCUGAGUUCAUUUUUGUAAUUUCCCUCCAGACGUUUUACACCUAAAUCCGUCAACAAACACAAAUAAAAAGCCGAAAACACUGA
This is a messenger RNA of Amphiprion ocellaris (clown anemonefish), 824 nucleotides long. It is a transcript of the gene commd7, whose product is annotated as COMM domain containing 7. Bases 95 to 694 code for a protein of 199 amino acids. The record is from RefSeq and is a predicted model, not a curated record. Lineage: Eukaryota; Metazoa; Chordata; Actinopteri; Pomacentridae. Gene Ontology annotation, biological process: tumor necrosis factor-mediated signaling pathway; negative regulation of DNA-templated transcription. The transcript has 9 exons. Gene Ontology annotation, molecular function: NF-kappaB binding.